Molecule: messenger RNA, 4790 nt
Organism: Xenopus laevis (African clawed frog)
Lineage: Eukaryota; Metazoa; Chordata; Amphibia; Anura; Pipidae
Gene: kank3.L
Product: KN motif and ankyrin repeat domains 3 L homeolog
Exons: 12
Coding region: 829-3990 (1053 amino acids)
Biological process (GO): negative regulation of actin filament polymerization
Cellular component (GO): cytoplasm; cytoskeleton
Source: RefSeq, a predicted model, not a curated record
CUAAAAAGGGGUUUUACUAUUUUGAGAAUAUAGGAUCUAAGGGGGUCUCCAAAACAUCUCAGAAACAAAAUGGGCAGGAUUUAUUUCAAGAGGUUAAAUUUGACAGACAUUCUUAUUACGCCCUCUUUUACAGUGUAGGAUAUGAUAGGAUCUGUCGUGUGUUUUCCAGAGCACUGAUUCUGUGUUAAAUUUGUUGUAUACAGAAACAUACAAUUUGACCUCAGGGCUGUACAACCUGUGCACCUCCAGCUGCUGUCAGAUUACGACACUCGGCAUCCCCCCCUUCAGCUGGAGACUGUUGAGGGAAUUGUAGUACAACUGCUGGGGUCCCUGUCGAGAAAUUGGGGGGUCAUUUAUCAAAACAAAGCAUAUUUACAUCUGGACAGUAACCUAUAACAACCAUCAGUAAUGACAUUUCUUUCAGCUGGUAAAAGAAUGAAAGCAAUAUUUUGAUUGGUUGCCAUAGGUUACUGCCCAGGUGCAGAUUUGCCCAGUGUUGAUAAACGAGCACCAUUGGGUGACCUUUUAUUUGCUUAUUAGACAGCCUAACUCUUUCAUUCAAGAAUUGUGUGAUUCAGAAUCGUACUCCUCUCACCACAAAUUUCCAUGAGGAUUUGAACAACUGGAAUUCUGGUAUGAUAAUGAUGAAAAAUAGUUUUGGAAAAAGGAACAUUCAACUUAAGUUACAUCAGUAAAGAAAUUAUGUUCAGCUUGAACAAAGGAAUCAGAGAGACUGGAUGAAAAUAUUUCAAUAAUCAGAAGAGGAAACUCUGUUUGCCAUAGAUUUUGUGAACUCUUGUGUAUGGAUCUCUGAUUCAUUUUGUUAAGAUGACUCAAUCAAUACAUCUCAAUCAAAACCUACCAGACUUAGGGGGCCCCUUUUUAUAUCGGGACCAGGAUGAAAAUGAAAAGACUGCAUAUUCGGUUGAGACUCCAUAUGGCUUCCAGCUUGAUUUGGAUUUUCUGAAAUAUGUUGAUGACAUUCAGAGUGGUCAGACUUUAAAGAAGGUGCCCAUCUAUCGCAAACCAAGAGUACCACGGCAAUCAACAUCAUCUCUGAGGAGCCCAUCAUGCCAAACAGGUGGAUGGACCUCCACUGAAUCACUAACUUCUAGUGAUGAUGGAAGAUCAGGCAGUGUAUUUUUCCCAAGGGUUAGGACACAAUCCAAUUCCUCAGAUAACAAGGAAACUUUAAGCUUUCCAAAGUCCAAUCCAGUUUCUCCUACACCUGUUAUCAGUUUACUUCCCCCUCCUUCUCCAAAAUCUCUUUUGAGAAACCAUCGUGUUGAGAAGACUCUGGAAGAGACAAGCAAAAGGCUUGAGCAAGAGCAACUAAAUUUACAAGGGGCAGAUGUACAAAUCAGAUCAUGCUCAUCUACAAAUCUUUCUAAACUGGGUGUUACUAGCACAAGUUCACCCAAUCUUACUCAUCUACCACCAUCUUUACCUCUUAGCAAAAUUGGGGAGGGUCAUGUAAUACUUAGUCCAAGCUUCUCAGGAUCUGUAAAAAUCAGUCCUGUCAAUUCUGGAAGAAGCACUCCAGCUAUGAUUUCUUCAUCUCAUCUACAUUAUGUUCGGGAACAAAUGGCUGCUGCUCUCAAGCAGCUGAAGGAUCUUGAAGAACAAGUGAAGGCCAUUCCCAUUUUAGAGAUGAAGAUUUCCACUCUGGAAAGGGAAAAGAAACAACUUUUGGCUGAUCUUGAGAAGAAACAGGAAAUUGUUUCUCUGGAGAGAUCAUCCAGUGAUGGAAAUUGCAGUAUUAAUGAAAGUGGCUCUGAGCAAAAUAUUGAACCGUCUUCUGAAGCAGAAAAUGAGCUAGAGACAAGUAAAUUAAGAACAAAUAAAAUUGCAGAGCUAAAAAGACUUACAGAGAAAUUUUCAGAGAGAAAUGUUAAAAUGGGCAAGACAGGGGCUAACAAAAUAUUAACCAGUCCACCAAAGGUGAUGGAAAGACGUUACAAGUCGAUAGCAGUGGGUGAGGAGAUGGACAUGAAUGAUACUGUGUUUUAUUAUAGAUCCAAAAACACAAAGAGGGAUGUAGCAGUAGGUUGUGAAAGAGAAACAAAAGAUGCUGGAGUUUGGGUGAUUGAAUCAUUGUUGGGAAUGACAUGUGAGGCAGAAAAAGAGAUUGAACUUCUUCAACAUACAGUAGACCACCAAAGAGGGGUAAUUGGCUUGUUGGAAGGCCACUUAAAGGAAGCAGCAAAUGAACUGGAAGAGUUAAGGGUGGCAGUUUGUUCUAGAAGACAGAAAGACACGGCAGACAAAGAGGUUAUGGCGCAUCCUCAAACACUGGAAACAGCUUCUGAAGCAGUGGUUUCUAUGCUCAGCCAGGCAUCUGGAGAACCUUUGAAAAUGGUUGAUGCAGGAGUUAAUUGUUCUUCAGAAAUGUCAUUUAGCUGUGUCUCAGAAGCAAAGGAAGUUGCAGUUGGCACAGAUGAGAUGUUAGGAUAUCAGGAAAAAAGCACUCAGGCUAAUUUGGAAAGAACCAAUGAAGCACAAUCCUCUUUGAGUAGCACUGUAAUAGAAGCUAUAAGUAUGCCAAGAAGUGACUUAAUUUUAAAAUCCAAAUGUAAGAUGACUUUGUUGGCAGAUGAUGAGGUGGAUGUUGCUAAGAAUAACCAGGAUAUCACAAAGCAUGUGGAAAAGUGUGAUAAGACAGAGGAAAGUAUUACAGUGGAUGGAAAGGUCAGAGCACUCCACUUGACCACAGAAGGGGGAGAUGAGCAUUUUUUAAUCAUUCAGAACUCAGGAGAACAACCAGAGAAUAAUGAUGCUCAGAAGGGAAACUCUGCAGAAGAAAACAUGAGUAUGGGCAAUUUCGGUCAUUGUGGAGCACUUAAAUCAAUAAUGAAAAACAAGGAUGAUGCUUCCAAAAGUCAAAUAAGAGAGAAGAAAAGUCUUCAGUUUGUGGGCAUACUAAAUGGAGAAUAUGAAAGUACUUCAAGUGAAGAAUCAAGUGACAAUGAAGGUGACAGUUCUUCAGACAAAGUAUCAGAGGACAGCUCAGACAGCGAGGCCUUAAAUGAUGUAGAGACCUCAGAGGAAGAGAUGAAUGUCAAUAUGCAGGAUACAGACAGUGAUAUAGAGGACUGUGAAGUGGAAGAGAAGAGAAAUGAGGAAAAAGAGAAGAAAAGGAAAGAUAAGGAGGAACAACCAUCUCUACCUAACACAAAGGAAAGCUGUGUUCUGAGUCAUAAGAUGCAACAGGCCUGUCUGGUGGUCAGUGUUCAUUUAAAUGAAGCAAGUGCUGUGAAAACAAAAGAAUCUCUGGCCAGUUCCCACAUUGUGCAGCAGGAGUGGUUUCGAGCCUCCAGUCAGAAAUCCUCUGUGGCUGAAAGGGUGGCAGCAUACCUCAAGGCUUUUAUGGAUAUCUCCGCAGAAAUGUUAAACCAUGUUGUAAAUCUUACUGAUGGCAAUGGGAACACUGCCCUUCACUAUAGUGUUUCUCACUCCAACUUCUCCAUUGUUCAGUUGCUGUUGGACACUGGAGUCUGCAAUGUUGACCGACAGAAUAAGGCAGGCUACACUGCGAUCAUGUUAGCCGCCCUAGCAGCGGUGGAAAAGGAAGAUGACAUGAAUGUUGUGUGCAGGCUCUUUAGCUUGGGCAACGUUAAUGCUAAAGCCAGCCAGGCUGGUCAGACAGCACUGAUGCUUGCAGUGAGCCAUGGUCGUCAGGAAAUGGUGCAGGCGCUGCUUGCCUGUGGAGCCAAUGUAAACCUCCAGGAUGAUGAGGGAUCAACAGCAUUGAUGUGCGCAAGUGAACAUGGUCGAGCAGAGAUUGUGAAGUUGCUGAUAGCACAAACAGAUUGUGAUGUGUCCAUUACAGAUAAUGAUGGAAGUAAUGCUUUAUCAAUAGCACUGGAAGCUGGACAGAAUGAUGUUGCUAUGUUAUUAUAUGCCCACAUCAAUUUCUCCAAAGCACAGUCUCCAAGUUCGGAUGUAUUAGCAAUGGGAAAAGCCUCAAGCAGCCAUGUGAAACCUGAAUAAAUUGAAUGAACAUAGACAUUUAAACUUAUCUUGGCCAUUAUUAACUGCACAUGCUGUUUUUACAGAAAAAGCACAUUAUGUGAUAUAGCAAACAAAAGUACAAAUACACAAGUAUACAAUGUACUUUUUUUAAACAUGACUUCUGCGGUCAUUAAGUUAUUUUUUAGGUUAAGAUCUUUGAUACAGCAGUGUGCAGCUAAGCUGUUAAGGAGAGAUCAAAGCACUGACUUCUUGCCGUAAAAGAUGAAAGUAUAUUGUAAUUGUAAAUGUACAAACAGUGGUAAGGGUACAUGUACCUUAUUUAUAAAAAAAAAAGUGAUUAUCUUCCAUGUAUUUCUAAUUCAAAAUUAAAUAUGGUUUUAUAAAUGCAUUUAUGCUUGCAUCCAUACUAGUGGGUGAGAGGAGCAAUACAUCAGUAAUUAAAGGGGUAGUAGAACUUGUAUCUAUAACAUUGCCUUGUGAGUAUUCACACUGCAUCCUUGUUUCAGUGCAAUUGGUGGCUAGAAAAUCAACAGUAAUCAUCCUGACAGUAUAUGUAGACAGGGACCUCUGGGCUGAGGGUGCUCGGAGUACCCCCUGUCGCCCCCCCCACCCACAAAUAGGAUGCACGAAUGCUCAUCUUUUGUGCUUACAUCUGGAGCACACGGUACAGGGUGUGUGUAGAUUCAAAUAACGGGCAAAAUCACCCUCAAGUCUAGUCCCUGGUACUCCAGAAGAAAGCAAGCAUCAGCUGCGACUACAAUCCCUUUAAGCUACUGUCACACUUAGGGGCAGAUUUACUAAGGGUCGAAUUUCGAAGU